Messenger RNA from Loa loa (African eye worm), 312 nucleotides. RefSeq lists its product as hypothetical. The record is from RefSeq and is a predicted model, not a curated record. Bases 1 to 312 code for a protein of 103 amino acids. NCBI's taxonomy places the organism in Eukaryota, Metazoa, Nematoda, Chromadorea, Rhabditida, Onchocercidae. The transcript is spliced from 3 exons.
AUGGAAAGACAUAUCCAGAAUAAUAUACGGUGCCGCGAGACGAAGUCGUCAAAUAAUGUAUCGUAUUUAAUGACGGAAACAAAUUACAGCUCUCGUGGUUUUCUGGUAGCAGUAAUAAAAAUUCAGAAUAUUCGACUUCUUGCUUUUAUCGCCUGCUGUAAUUGUUUCAAUAACUACCAGUUCUUUACCACUUUUGAUGACGACAAAGAUGCGCAUUCAAGCUACCUGAAAAGUCAGCAGAUGUACAUUUGCGCAUUUCUAACUCAUCAUGAACAUCAAUUUAUGCUCAUCCGAAAAUCAAGAAAUAUGUGA